Messenger RNA from Cajanus cajan (pigeon pea), 634 nucleotides. The record is from RefSeq and is a predicted model, not a curated record. NCBI's taxonomy places the organism in Eukaryota, Viridiplantae, Streptophyta, Magnoliopsida, Fabales, Fabaceae.
GAGAGCACAAAAACAUUGAGCUUCCUUUGUAACAAAAAGAGUAAUCAUGGCAAACAAGUUCCAUGUUCGCUCAAAUAGUUUUCCUUCUGUAUCUCAUCCUAGCAUCUCUAAAGUAGAGGAAGAGCUGAGCAAGCUCAAAACUUGGAAAGCCACAUCCACUUCCACAUCAAAGUCAAUUGGCAUUGGCUUGUCCUUGCUUCAAGAUUUGCAUAUUUGCUUGGAAGGUCUUCUCAACUUGCCAUCAACUCAAAAGAUGAUUUCCAACCAUCAAGGUGAGAAAUGCAUGGAAGAAUUGUUGGAUGGUUCAGUGAGAAUUUUGGAUGUAUGUGGCAUCACAAGGGACACCAUGUUACAAAUUAAGGAAAAUGUUCAAUCCCUUCAUUCUGCUCUUAGAAGGAGAAAGGGGGAUUCAAGCAUUGAAAGAAUUGUAGCCGAAUAUAAUUUCUUCUCAAAGAAGAUGAAGAAGAAUGCCAAGAAGUUGAUCACAUCUUUGAAGCAGAUGGAGACCAAAUUUGGAGUAUCCCCACUCUUGAAUCAAGACCAACAACUCGCUUCUUUGGUCAUAGUGCUUAGGGAAGUCUAUAUAAAAGAUCCACUUACUCCACAAGUAACACUUUACUUUUUUGUGUGUUAA